Messenger RNA from Etheostoma spectabile (orangethroat darter), 3636 nucleotides. Its product is annotated as cardiomyopathy-associated protein 5. The record is from RefSeq and is a predicted model, not a curated record. Lineage: Eukaryota; Metazoa; Chordata; Actinopteri; Perciformes; Percidae. The transcript is spliced from 2 exons. The coding region runs from base 681 to 3068 and encodes 795 amino acids. Gene Ontology annotation, cellular component: cytoplasm.
CUGUCACGCUGCAAGACUGACGUAAACAGGUGCACGGUUGACAUUUUCACAGUAAGUGUGGAUCACAAGUUAAGAAAAGCAGAUCUUUAAUACAAUAUGCUGAACUUUUGGUUAAAGUAGCAUAUCAGGCCAUACAAAUGUGUUAUUGGGGUGUAACAUGGUGAUAAAUGUGCUAUUUAUGUAUUUUGUUGUCCUCAUCACCAGUUCACUGUUAAAGAUUAAUAUGGGAUUUAUUUGAUACUAAAAACCAAACUAAACACUUCUUCAACUUUUUGUCUGCGUUUGACAGACUUAUAGACAUACUCAAUACAUCAGAUAUAAGAUACCAGCAAAACAUUGUAUUUAGACCUAGUACAAAGGAGAAAAGCAGAGGAAUUUACUUCAUGCGGCUGCAUUUAUUACAGUUCAAAUUCAUCACAAGCCUACAAUUUAUUUACCCAGAUUAACCCAUGUAUUGUUUGUGCCAAAUGCAAGGGUUCAGCCAAUGGGAACAGAUGACAAAUUUACCUCCCUGCAUGUUGCAAAUGCUUCAGAUGAAACACUGGAAGACCAGUUUUCUAUUUCAAGAUUACGCUGAGCAUGGAGACUCAACUGGAGCACGCUCGGCUUAGAAUGUGAUCAACAGAGCAGCGCGGAGUUGUAGUGACAGGCGAAAGCAGAUUUAUCAACAUAUUACAACAAUGGAUGUUUUGACUGAAGAUGUGGCCCGGUUGGAUAUGGACACUGAGAUGGCAGCGUUGACACCUGAUGAUUUUACUGAACAAAACCUCGAGGGCAGUGAUGAAGUGGAAAUCCUCAGAAACAGUUUACGCGAGGCCGUCCACGAUGACAAUGUCCGGCCCAAGAUGCAGUGUCUGAUGAUGGACUCUUCCUUCUCUAUGGUAACCAUGCAAGGGGAGGACAGUGGGAUUGCAUGGGAGACUACCCCUAGUCGCUGCACCACGCCUUGGGCAUCCGAAGCUGGAAACUUCACUGUGGAUCUCAGCUCUCCGGUUGCAGUGCGGCCUGCAACACCUGGGUCUGCUCCAGCAGGGAAGAUCACCUUUGUCAUGGACGAGGAGUUAAUUUCAAGACGGAAGAAAACUAAAGAGAGGGUAAAUCAGAAGAGCAAAGGUGACAGACUACGGGAAGUUGCAGAAAGUUCUGGGAACAUCUCCGGAAGGCCAGAGUUGGUAGAAUUCUCGCAGCCAAAUGUGAAAACCGAGGAAGGAGACGAAGAGGAGGCGAAUGAUCCUCUGGUAGAUAAAGAGCAAAAGCUAUUCAGGUUAGUGUCCGAGGGCUCUGAAAUCCUCAACAUUGUUGUUCCUCCAAAAUUCGCGUCUGUGGAUGAAGAGGAGAGCAAAGAAAUGGUGGAUAACCUUUCUUAUCUGGAGGAGAGCCUUCUUCCUAAAGCCAGUGAAGAGACUCAUGAUGAGCUGGUGUUCACAGGACCAGAUGCAGCGGGACGUGACCAGGUCAAGCCCUCAUCUUCCAUAAGUACAAACCUAAUGGAUCCACCAGGGGCUCCAGUGGCCAGACCUCUGGGCAGAGGAGCUACUGGCAAUGUGGACUACUUUGAGGCGUUCACCAUGGUUGAUGCUGAGGCUCCAGGAAGUCCUGCUGUAAUUACACAGGGACUUGGGGAGCAAGAAACAGAGACAGAAGCUGCCACUGAGAUCCAGGACACCGAGAAACCUGUGCAGUCUGUAGACAACACCACCACCACCUUAAAUUUGAAUGAUGACAAUUUAGACACAAUCAGCCUUGAGGAAAUCAACAGCAGUCUUCUAGAUGAAGUCUUCUACGGCAGUACAGACAACUCUGUCAUAAAAACUCUAGACAAAGAAGGCGGAUGUGAUGCGCCUUCAAGGCUCCCUUCAAAACCGAGCGGUUCCAAUUUAUUCGGAAGCCAAGAGGACAUCCUGACUCCUAUUUUUCUACCAGAAGGACCUCGCAAAAUUAUCGACCAAAUUUUGCUGGAGGAGCCCAAAGCCAUGGCUUUCCUGUACGAUGACUUGUACGAGGAAGCAAUAGGCAGUCGGAAAAAAGAAGAGGAUACAGAAAGUAUGACGUCCGAGAAGUCUUUUCACAGCAGGCAUUCGGACCGGGAGGCCAGGGGAUAUUUAGAGAAAUAUGUCCUUAUAGAUGAGACGCCUGCGGUGGAAGUGGAACCAACUGAUAAAGAGAAAUGCCCAGAGGAAGGUCCUCGGGUAUUGUCCCAAGAUUUGUAUGAGUUGGGCGAUUUGCUGUCCGAGCCUGAAAAAGGUGAGAUGCCAGAUACAGAGGAGGAAAUCACAGACUUCUUGAGGACCUGUGACAAUUCUUCUCCAUGUGAUAUAGACCCAUUCCCUCAAUCCCUCGAAGAGGAUGAAACCCAAUCAAUUACAAAAACUAAAGUCAAGACGGACAAAAAUGUCUCCAUCAAGGUAGAAAAGGUCGCUAAAAUCCCAGAAGAUCCACUUAGCGUCUCAAGCUUCGAGUUUCUCUCAGAGGAACUCGACUGGGGAACCGUAGAUGAUCGUAAAGCUCUGGACGACAAAGAGACAGUCACCACGGAUCAGGAACUGUGGAAAAAAGAUUUGGAAAUGCAAAGGCCGGUUGCCCCCCCAAGGAGAAAGGCCACAUCAUCUCCUAAGACAUGUCUGGACCUCACACCACUGACCCCAGUUGAUGACAUUAUGCAGGAAAAAGAAGAGGCUGGUGGAAAGGAACAGAGGGUGGAGGAGAAAGAGACCGCAUCACCAGCAGAGCCUGCCGACGAGGGAGAUGCAGAUGGAGAGGAAACAAUGCCAUCCUUCUCCGAUGUUGCUCUAUUCGAAAAUGCCCUGGCUGCAGUGGAGUCCCCACAAACUGAAAGUGUAGAAGAUUGCAUCGAGACAGCUGUGAGAAACACAAGUCCAGCUGCAGCCCAGGAGAAAGAAACUAAAACCGUAGAAGAAAAAGAAACAAGCGAGACUGAAGCAGCUAUAAAACAAACUGAACCAGAAGAAGUAGAGAUUCAGUCAUCCGCUAAAACAGAGAAUCCAGAGAAACAAGGUGAUAAUUCAACUGCACCAGCUAAAGAGAAAGGCCAGUGUGUAAUACUUUAACUGUUCUCAACAGGUUUAUUGUCCAGUGCCUUGCUGAUGUCUUUAGGCUAUUCAAGGUCUUAAAACUGCAGUAGAAUCAACGGAGGUAAAGUCUUAAAACUUCAUAUAUUAAAAGUACCAAAUAGCUUACAAUUUCUUUAUAAUUUGUACCCACUUGUACCUGGCUGCACUCAUACGGCAUGAAGUCAACAAUCCUGUCUGAAACAGGUGAUUACAUAAAGAAUAUUUUCCUUUGCUUACUCAGUGUGAAUGGGUGGAAGUAGUGCAUGAAUCAUAGCGUGUUUGAAGGGAGAUGUUUGGGUCACGAGUGGGAAUUAAAACGGGUGAAACUUAGUGCAUGUGUCGGUGUCGGUGUGACGUUAGUACGGAUCUUCAGCUAUAAAUAAGCCUCUCUGGCAGUUAACCUGACACCUUGUCUCAACUAGGAGUCUGUGUACCUUCUUGUAAACAGUAAAAAAAAAAAAAGUGUUUGUUGUUUAAUUCUUGAUGUUUUCCAACAUAACUACAAUUAAUGUUAAAUUAAAACAUUUAAAUAUGUGCAUCUGCUUCUAUAUUAUCCACCACAUAU